AUGGCUUCUCACUGCACACUCUCACUCUCACUCAUAUUCCUCCUAGUCUUCACCAUUAAUGCUUCUUCACCAUCAUCGUCAUCAACUUCUUCAGAAGCAGAUAUUCUGUUAACUUUCAAAUCCGCCAUUAAUGAUCCCAUGAACUACCUCUCAUCUUGGUCCAACACCACCACCACUCACCACUGUAACUGGACUGGUGUCACCUGUACUACCACCACCACCACCACCGUUUCAUCUCUCACCCUUCAAAAUCUCAAUCUCUCCGGUGAAAUCUCACCUUCGGUUUGUCAACUCUCUAAUCUCAUUACCCUUAACCUAGCUGAUAAUUUCUUUAACCAACCUAUUCCUCUGCAUCUUUCCCAGUGUUCUUCUUUAAAGACUCUCAAUCUAAGUAGUAAUCUCAUCUGGGGUACAAUCCCAGAUCAGAUUUCUCAGUUUAAAUCUCUCAAGUUUCUUGAUUUGAGCAAAAACCAUGUCGAAGGGAAGAUACCAGAUGGAGUUGGGUCGUUACUGAAUCUUCAAGUUCUUAAUCUUGGCAAUAACUUGUUGUCAGGUAGUGUUCCUAAUGUUCUUGGAAACUUUACGGAGUUGAUUGUUCUUGAUUUGUCUGAAAACCCUUUUAUGGAGAGUGAGAUUCCGAGUGAUAUUGGGAAGCUUUUGAAACUUGAGCAGGUUUUGUUGCAAAGAUCUGGUUUUUAUGGUGAAAUACCGAACUCUAUUGUUGAAAUGAAGGAGUUGACAAUAGUUGACCUCUCUCAGAACAAUCUUACAGGUGUUUUACCUUCAAGAAUCGGAAGCUCUUUCGAAAAGUUGGUUUCUUUUGAUGUUUCACAAAACAAUCUGUUUGGGUCUUUCCCAGACGGGAUUUGUGAAUCCCCUGGGCUUACAAGUCUCAGCCUUCAUACAAACUAUUUCAAUGGAACAUUACCCAAUACCUCCAUUUCUGAUUGCAUGAAUCUUGAAAGAUUGGAGCUUCAAAACAAUGGCUUUCAUGGCGAUUUCCCAAACAACUUGUGGUCAUUGCCUAAAAUCAAGGUUAUCAGAGCCGAAAACAACCGGUUUUCUGGUGAAAUACCUGAUUCCAUAUCAAUGUCUUCUCAAUUAGAACAAGUUCAGAUAGAUAACAACAGUUUCAUCGGCAAAAUCCCUCAUGGUCUUGGCAUGGUCAAAAGCUUGUACAGAUUCUCCGCCUCUCUUAAUGGCUUAUACGAUAACAAUUUUGUUGGCGAAAUCCCAGAAUCGCUAGGAGAUUUACCUGUGCUAACUUACCUUGAUCUUUCCCAUAAUAAUCUCACAGGUAGAGUCCCUUCCUCAUUAACCGCAGGACUUCCCGCUUUAUACACAGAAGGAAAUCCCGAUUUAUGUGGGCCCGGAUUGUCAAAUCCUUGUUCAAAAGAUGAUUCUCUGCACAAAAUAGCCGGGAUUUCAAAACUGGCUUGCGCAUUGAUCUCCUUAGCUUUGUUAGCUGGGAUACUGAGUUUAGCAUUUGGGUUUUAUGUUCUUCGGAGAUCGUCAAUCCAAAAAUCUGAAACGGGUAUUUGGAGAUCCGUUUUCUUUUAUCCACUUCGAGUUACAGAGCAGGAUUUGAUCAUGGCAAUGGAUGAAAAAGCUUCUAGAGGUAGUUCUGGAGGUUUUGGAAGAGUUUACAUUGUAAACUUGCCUAGUAACGAGCUUAUAGCUGUGAAGAAGAUAGACAAUAUCAGAAACCAAUCUUUUAAAACUUUGAAAACGGAAGUGAAGACGUUAGCCAAAAUCAGACACAAAAACAUAAUCAGAAUCUUGGGGUUUUGCCAUUCGGAUGAUUCAAUCUUUUUGAUAUAUGAAUGUAUGGAAAAAGGGAGUCUUGGUGAUUUGAUAAGCAAAGGUGAGUUCCAGUUGGCAUGGAGUUUUCGCUUGAAAAUCGCCAUUGGAAUUGCUCAAGGAUUGGCUUAUCUUCACAAGGACUAUGUUCCUCAUUUGCUUCAUAGAGAUGUUAAGUCCAAAAAUGUUCUUUUGGAUGCUGAAUUCGAGCCAAAGCUCACGGAUUUCGCAUUGGAUCGGAUUCUUGGUGAAAUUACAUUUCAAUCCUCCUUUGAUUCAAACUCUUUAUCUUCCUGCUACAUGGCACCAGAAUUAGGGUACAAUAAAAAGGCUACCGAACAAAUGGACACAUAUGGAUUCGGUGUCAUCUUACUAGAACUUGUAACAGGUCGAGCAGCUGAACAAGUGGAAUCAAAUGAGGAGUCUCUUGAUGUUGUGAAGUGGGUAAGAAGGAAAGUUAACAUAAGUAAUGGGGCAGUUCAAAUUCUUGACCCGAAAAUUUCGAGUUCGUGUAGAAAAGAAGCUUUGGGAAUGCUUGAAAUAGCUCUAAAAUGCACAUCGGUUAUGCCUGAAAAACGACCUUCUAUGUGUGAAGUCGUGGUUGAACUUCGAUCUUUUGGCUCAAAGAAUUAUGCCCCUGAGUCUUGAUUUUGUCGCCAUCAGUUUGAUGUUCCAACCAAGAAACAAUCAUAUAUCAAGUUUAUGUAAAUUAUGAGUUUGAAUUGCUUUAUACAAUAUCCUUUUGUUUUCUCUAUAUGGUCGAAAAGCUUAGGUGAACAAACCAAGAAAAACCGUC
Lactuca virosa is the source of this 2596-nucleotide messenger RNA. The record is from the annotation of a GenBank genome assembly. Lineage: Eukaryota; Viridiplantae; Streptophyta; Magnoliopsida; Asterales; Asteraceae.